UGCUAAAAUUAGGGCUGUGCGGAGACAAAAAGGAAACAAAGAAUUGUAAAAUUAACAAAAGUACCCUAUUUCUAACACAAUGUUGGGAGAAAGGGCAGAAAUGCUUGAAUACAUCCAUGGAAAAAGAUUGAAAAUAAGUGAUUCAAAGAAUAAAAUUGCGGAUAUUAUGGUGCGACAGUGAGGAAAGGAGGAUCGAGGACCUACGAAGCGAUACAAGUCAAAAGAAGGAGGGUACUGAUUUGAAAAUUAGAAUAUUGAAGAAACAAAAAGAGCAUAAAUAUGGGACAAAAAGAAAAUACAAAUGGAAAGAAAGAGGAAGAGAGAAAUAGAGUGCCGUUACAAAGGUGACUUGCGACCUUCCAGCUGAACCGCGGGAAGGGCUGUUUCCAUCCCGUAAAUUUCCCGUCAGCGACUCUCUCAGCCCCAGCACUGCCCUCCAAGCCCUCGACUCGAGUGCACGGAAACCUUCCUGCAGAAGGCGGGCGGACACGUCUCCACGGCAGCGACAGCCGCAAGUAACCUCUGCUUUAGAGGCCGAGGUCCCAUGGCCUGACCAGCCCCCGAAACACAGAAGUAGUUCUGUUGGAGGAUGGAGGACUCCUUGGAUCCGUUGGGGGCGGACCCAAGCGAGCUGAAGAUGGCAGAGCUUCGAGCUGAGCUGCAGGCACGCGGGCUGGACCCAAAAGGCAACAGGCCGAUGCUGGUGGAGCGGCUGCGGGCUGCCCAGGAGGAGGAGUCAGCAGGUGAUUUAAGUGAUAAUGGAAAUUGGCUGGACCUGAAGUUAGAAGAGGGACCUAUUUGGAUUAAAGAAGAAGCUCUCGACAUGAAGGAGGAGCCCUUAGAGACUGAGGAGUCUGAAAUGACUGCCAGGCGGGGUGAGAAGAGGUCCCUUUCUCACUCUUGCCCUCCUGAGGCUGCCCAAGGGGCUAAAAUGCAAAGGCUUGAGGUGAAGAAUGAGCCUCAGUAUUGCGAAACAGUGGUUUCCACGGAUUGGACCGACCAGCAAGACACAGAGGAUGAAGAGGAGGAGGAGGAGGAGAGAAGUCAAGGCUGGGGCAAGGGGAGAUCCAGGAGCAACAAGAAGCAGAGUUCGCUUGUUAUCCUUGAGAAAGAGGUGGAGGCUCAGCUUAGUAAGUGGCUGGUUGAGAACCCCAUCCUCUACAGCAGAGGACACAAUAACUCUGUGAAGAAGGUCAUGCUGUUUGAGGAAAAGGCCAAAUCCCUCAAUCCCCCACUAACAGGUGAGCAACUCCGUCGCUGGUUUGACACAAUGCGGACCAGGUAUGGGAAGCUCACCAAUCCCAAGAGUGGAUCAUGGGCCCACCGUCUGCCCACUGACCGGGAUAAGUGGAUCAUGAGGCUGUUCUCCUUCCUGGACACUCACAUUGUGAGGCACAAGGGCAGGACCCGUGGUUGCAAGACUUCUGCUCCUGUCACCACCCAGCCACAGGAGGCUGCUGCUGAAGGUGCUGCACCGGAGGGUCCUACAGCCUCUGAGGACUCCAGGCCUUCUACCCGCAGGUCACUGCUCACUAGCGAGGAGGAGGACAUAGAGCAAGAACGUCCUCGCAAGUCCAAGGGCACCAAGUACUGGAGGGGCUCCACUAUUAGGGAGCAGUUGGAUGCUCUUCUGGAAAGGUUGGCAGCCCAGCAAGAAGAGACCAAGAGGGUAUCUGCCCAGCUCAUGCAGAAACUCCAGGCAAACGACCCAACCAUCACAGAGGAUGCUUGGCAGAAGUGGGCAGCAUUUAUUAUGUCUGAGGGCCGUGGGUUUGAGCCCCGUGGAGAUCGUCCCACCUCUGGUGAGGAAACAGACGAGGAUGGCCGCCCUCCACGUUCUUUCUCAUCAGGCCCCCCCUCAGCCCUCGAGGAGACACAGGCUUGCCGGGGGAAGAAGAGGCAGUACAUUUCUCCACCUGGGAGCUCCGAGGACACGACGCUGCUGGACAAGCUGGUACAGUCACACAAGGACGCCGCCGAAUGCAUCGAACGCCGCAUUCGUCGGACUGUGGACAGGGACGCAGAGUUCUGGAAGGUGGCCAUUACGGAUGGCCUGGCAACAAUGCUGCGCAACAUCGACAAAGACUUUGCUCCCGAGAUCUCUGUCGAGGUGGCAGAGAUGGUGUGCAGAUACACCAAGAAGACCAAGGAGCGAGAGGCUUCACGGCUUGGCGCCCAUGCGCCCACAGGUGCCAUGCCACUCACCCAUCCUGUUGUCCAGGGCACCCAGCAGGUGGGCAUGGGCAUCACAGCCACACCUUCCAGUACUCCAGCCCUGUCCACGGCCGCAACCACCUCGGCUAGCACGUCCACAAUACCAGUCCACCUCACACCUGACCAGUGGGCUGCCAUUAGCCAGGUGUUGCGGCAGUGUUCACAGCCACCCCCACAGCAGCAGCAGGGACCACAGCCACUCCCACAGCAGCAGCAGGGACAGCAGCAAUUGGAUGCAGUCCGUGGUCCAUUGACCUCCACAUCCCUCCACACAAGUUUUGCGUGGUCAGACCUGAAUUUGUCACAGUUGGUAUCCCAAUCUCCACUUAUGCCGCCCCCAGAAAAGGAAUAAUGUAUAGUUGUUACAAUAAAAUGUGUUAUGUAUGGA
Messenger RNA from Eriocheir sinensis (Chinese mitten crab), 2602 nucleotides. RefSeq lists its product as uncharacterized. The transcript has 8 exons. The coding region runs from base 590 to 2566 and encodes 658 amino acids. NCBI's taxonomy places the organism in Eukaryota, Metazoa, Arthropoda, Malacostraca, Decapoda, Varunidae. The record is from RefSeq and is a predicted model, not a curated record.